This is a messenger RNA of Mugil cephalus (flathead mullet), 2248 nucleotides long. It is a transcript of the gene flcn, whose product is annotated as folliculin. NCBI's taxonomy places the organism in Eukaryota, Metazoa, Chordata, Actinopteri, Mugiliformes, Mugilidae. Gene Ontology annotation, biological process: positive regulation of GTPase activity; positive regulation of TORC1 signaling; negative regulation of transcription by RNA polymerase II. Gene Ontology annotation, cellular component: cytosol. The record is from RefSeq and is a predicted model, not a curated record. Gene Ontology annotation, molecular function: GTPase activator activity. Bases 230 to 1909 code for a protein of 559 amino acids. The transcript is spliced from 12 exons.
UAGCAGCUGAGGCUCAGAAGGACACAAGAAAGUGUGUAAAUCUCCAUUUAACAACUAAUAACCAUGGGACUUUGAAAAGGGACGAGUCAAGAUUUGUUUUUUGUCUUUGCUUUGUCUGUGUUGCUUUUUGUGUAACAGCUUUUUUUUUUUAAGUCUACGACCAAUGAAUGUCCUUUUGUGAAGUAGCACUGAGCAGCAGUCAUUUGUUGAACUUGGCUCUGCUUUGAAGAUGAAUGCUCUGGUGGCUCUCUGUCACUUCUGUGAGCUUCAUGGCCCUCGGACACUGUUCUGCACAGAGGCACUACACCCUCCAUCCCCGACACCUUCAUCCCAGGCCGGUGCCCCGGUGCCUGGUGACAGGGACCGGGAUGGUGACAGGGAAGGCGAAGGCCUGACCAUGAGGGCCAACAGCUCGGCCACGCAGAGAGGGGAAAUGUGUGAGGGAUGCCGAUCUCUGCCCGCAUCUCACCCGGGCUUUGUGAGCAUCGACGACGAAACGGGCAUCCGCUUCCUGAGCCACCAGCACCCCAGACAACCCCAGCUUUUCAGUGUGGUCCGCCAGGCUUGUGUGCGCAGUCUCAGCUGUGAGGUGUGUCCUGGGCGUGAAGGGCCCAUUUUCUUUGGAGACGAGCAACACGGAUUCGUGUUUUCACACACGUUCUUUAUCAAGGACAGCCUGGCCAGGGGCUUCCAGCGCUGGUACAGUAUCGUUAUGGUGGCCAUGGACAGGAUCUACCUCAUCAACUCUUGGCCUUUCCUGUUACGUCACAUGAAACUUACUAUACAGAGCUUGCAGAGCACAGCUCUAAAGGUGUUUGACAACGAACAAGGAGUUUGCCCCCAGCGAGCUAUGAGGAUGAACAGCGUGUUUUCACCUGCAGUUUUCCCACAUCAAAGGAGUGGCAACGCAGCCCGAUCACUGACUUCUCUCACCCAGCAUCCAAGUCUCUGGGCCAGCCUGCACUCCUCCUUUAGCUGGCUGCUGAAGGCUUGCGGCAGUCGCCUGACAGAGAAGCUCCUCGAAGGGGCCCCCACCGAGGACACACUGGUGCUCAUCGAGAGACAGACAGAGCAAGAGGAGGAAAUGAGCUGCUGGGAGGGAGCGGAGGGAGACGGUCCAUUGUCACAGCGGCACCAAUCGCAGAGCGAGCUGUGCCACGGCUUCCUGUGCGAAGAUGCAAAAUUAGACGAAUCACCUGGCCCAAAAUUUAGGUCACUGAGGCACUUGAGACAGGUCCUCGGGGCUGCAGAGUUUCGGCAGCUAGCGUGGCACGUGCUCAUGGGAAACCAGGUCAUAUGGAGAGGCGCAGACCCCGGGCUCAUCCAGUCAGCUUUUACUGUGCUCAAGUCUCUGCUCCCAGUAGGCUGCGUGCGCUCUGUGCCGUACAGCGCUCAGUACGAGGAGGCCUACAAAUGCAACUUCCUGGGCCUCAGCCCAGACGUUCCUAUUCCGGCCCACGUCAGCUCCUCAGAGUUUUCCGUGCUGGUGGAUGUCAGCUCAGAGAAGAGCUAUCAGAUCUCAGCUACAGGCGAAGAUGAUAUCUGCUCACGGCAUCAGUUCGCCAUCAGCAGUGCCAACACACAGCCUACAGAUCGAGGACCAACGUUACUGAACAAGCUCGAGGUUGCCCUGUCUAAUGAGAACCUGUCUGUGGACGUCGUGUCUCACUGCCUGCUCUGUUUGAAGGAGGAGUGGAUGAAUAAAGUGAAAGUGCUGUUCAAGUUCUCCAAAGUGGACGGCCGAGGGAGGGAGGACACCCAGAAGGUUCUGGCCCUCCUUGGUGCCACGGGCCCGGGGGAGGAGGACAACGUCAGGCUGCUCAAGUACUGGAUGACCGGACUCAGUAAAACAUACAAGAGUCAUUUAAUGACAGCCGUGCGAGGAGGGGAGAGGAGCCCCAGCCAAUGACAAAGAAAGGAGGAGAUAGAGGGGUACAUAAAAGGGAGCUGAAAGGAGGGGAGGGACGGGGGGUUGCUAAAGAACGGAAAGUAAAAGCAAGAAUCUUUUCAUCAACACUGUUGAGCUGAAUCAAAGAAAGACCUCUGUGAAGGGAUGACAGGGAUGAUUUUGUGCAUCCAUUAUUGAUAUAUUAUAUUCUGCACAGUUUAACACUGAUUACGUUUAGUUAAACCAUGUUUGUCAAAGGGAAUUCUUGAUACGUAAAGUUUAACUUAUUAUUAAUUAAAAAAAAGGCUUUGCACUUUGUUUACUUUUGAUGUUGUAAAAUUAAAUUAACAUAAACUUUCA